Molecule: messenger RNA, 307 nt
Organism: Cetraspora pellucida
Lineage: Eukaryota; Fungi; Glomeromycota; Glomeromycetes; Diversisporales; Gigasporaceae
Source: the annotation of a GenBank genome assembly
AUGCUUAGGAGCUUGCCGAUCACUUUAUUAAUACUAUUGAAAUUUCCUUUUCUCUGCUAUGGUAGUACUGUAUUGUAUAAAGAUAGGGACCUUGAAGGUAAUGGCUUGAACCCUGAUGAUAAAAAUAUCACUCAAAAUUUUCAAACUCUAACAAAUGAUAUACACAAUAAAAAUGAAAUUAAAAAUACACAGAAAGACACCAAAGAAUCAAUAAAAAAUGAAAAUGAACAAGAAGAUGGACAAGAAGGACAAAAUUAUUCAUGUUAUUGUUACAUAGAUGAUGAUAAAGUAUACGGAGGGUGUCCAU